UCAAUAUGAUUUUUACAUUUGUUGUGGCUGGAUGGGAAGGGAUAGCACAUGAUUCAAGAAUAUUAUCUGAAGCUUUAACAGAUCGAGAUGCACCAUUUCCAUUUCCACCACCAGAUAAGUAUUACCUCUGUGAUGCCGCGUAUACACACACUCGAGGAUUUAUAGCUCCUUAUCGUAAUAGAAUGACUCCGUUUCCAUUGGUUACACAAAGAAACAUCGUCAUUACAUGUUUUGCGCUUCAUAAUUAUAUAAUAAAAGAGGGAUUAAGUGAUGAGUAUUUUUCUCAAUAUAAUCAAGUCGAUAUAUCACUUCAAAGCAACAAUGUACAAGAUGACGAUGAUGAGGAGGAGGAUGACGUGGAUGAGGUACAACCACACGGAAGUGCAAGAGACCGGGAAUAUAUGGUUCAUCUACGAGAUCAAAUUGCUGACCAGUUAAUGCGUGUAGAAUGA
Messenger RNA from Lactuca sativa (garden lettuce), 452 nucleotides. RefSeq lists its product as uncharacterized. The record is from RefSeq and is a predicted model, not a curated record. NCBI's taxonomy places the organism in Eukaryota, Viridiplantae, Streptophyta, Magnoliopsida, Asterales, Asteraceae.